AAAUACACAGUUUCUCUCCUAUUUUUCUCUCUUUCUCUAUCUUCUUCUUUGCCAUAUAUUUAUCACUAACGAUAAGUAAUAAUGGCUGAUAAUAAGGUGGUCCUGUUGGAUGCCUUGCCUAGUUUGUUUGGGAUGAGGGUGAGAAUAUCACUGGCUGAGAAGGGCAUUAAAUAUGAAUACAAGGAACAGGACUUGAGGAACAAGAGCUCACUGCUUCUUGAGAUGAACCCGGUUCACAAGAAAAUCCCGAUUUUGAUUCACAAUGGAAAACCGGUUUGUGAGUCCCUCAUCAUCGUCGAGUACAUCAAUGAGGUCUGGAAUGAGACAGCUCCAUUGUUGCCCUCUGAUCCUUACCAGAAAGCUCAAGCUAGGUUCUGGGCUGACUAUGUUGACAAAAAGGUGUAUGUUAUGGGGAGGAAGAUACUAGAUUCAAAUGUAGACGAAGAGAAAGAGGAAGGCAAAAAAGGAUUCAUAGAAUGUCUCAAGGUAUUAGAGGGAGAGCUUGGUGAUAAGCCAUACUUUGGAGGUGAAACCUUUGGCUUUGUAGACAUUGCUCUUGUCACCUUAUACUGCUGGUCCUAUGAGACCCUUGGCAACUUCAGUCUAGAGGUAUUGUGCCCCAAGCUAUUUUCAUGGGGCAAGAGGUGCAUUGAGAAAAAUGAAAGUGUUUCCAAGACUCUUCCUCACCAACACAAGAUCUAUGACUUUGUUUUGGGUUUGAACAAGAAGCCAAAAGCAAGAACAUGAGCUUGUUAAUAUUAUCAUAUCGGUAAAACAAAAUAAGUUGGAUCUAGGACCCCCAGUUUGUUUCAAGGCACUUUUCUAUUACAAUGGAUAUCUUUGGUUUGACCUCAUAUGGUGGAGAGGGGUCUUAGAAUAAGGUACUGUGAGAUUCGAAUAGAAAAUUUCCAACUUUCUUAUGGUUAUACUGCGUGUAAUUCUUCUCUUUCUUUUCUUUUUUUUUUCUAUGGUUGUUUGUGUUUGUGUUUGUUGUCUCUUUAAUUGUAAUAAAGAAACACUUCCUUGUGUUUGUGGCAUGUUAGGGACAAAUAUGACCCAAAAAAAGGGCUUGUAUGUUGGAAA
Messenger RNA from Camellia sinensis, 1083 nucleotides. The record is from RefSeq and is a predicted model, not a curated record. NCBI's taxonomy places the organism in Eukaryota, Viridiplantae, Streptophyta, Magnoliopsida, Ericales, Theaceae.